This is a messenger RNA of Guillardia theta CCMP2712, 804 nucleotides long. RefSeq lists its product as hypothetical. NCBI's taxonomy places the organism in Eukaryota, Cryptophyceae, Pyrenomonadales, Geminigeraceae. The transcript has 7 exons. The record is from RefSeq and is a predicted model, not a curated record. Bases 1 to 804 code for a protein of 267 amino acids.
AUGAUCGAUCAGCUCUUGGACAUAUGCAGAUCUUAUCGAAGGGAACGCAUAAGUCAGCCCAACGAACAGGAAUACUCGAUCAUUUCGAAACUUCCUCGCUCCACCUCCGACAGCUCCGACGCCAGUGCCCCCAACAAGUCUGAUGCUCCUCGCCCUCGUCGCGGCUCUCAGCCCGUCCUCCAGCUCCCUCCCGAUCAGCACAGAUCCGCAAGAUCAAGCUCCGUCAGUCAAUCAAUCGCUCCUCCCCCAGCAGACCCCUGGAAAACCGAAGAGGUGCGGGACCAUCACAGGCGCAACAGCGAGACUCUCCAGCAGAUGGCCGCGCACCUCCACAAGCUCUCGGACUCCAACUGCUCCAGGCGCAAGGUCGACGAGUACAAGGCUCAGAUAUCCGAGCAGCGAGAGCGAGUGGCCUUCCUCAGACAGACUCUCAUCAACCGCAACGCCACCGUCCUGUCAGAGCAAGUCAAGCUCAAGCCCACAGUGAUGACGGGAGGGGGCAUGUGCAGGAGGAGCUUUGAGGUGCAGGAGGUCCGGCAGAUCCAAGCGAAGGAGAAGGAGAUAGCGGAGGCGAUGUCCGAGAUCACUGAUCUGUCGAAGAAGCUCGAGCAAGCCAAGAGUAGAGAUAUCAAAGAAAGGCUUAAAACUGAAGUGUACAUCAGGACCGAUGAUAUCAUGAAGCUGCAAGGUGAGAUUCAAUUUCUGAAAGAAGUAAUCAAGCGCAACUUCGGAACUGAGUACAAACUCACCGUCACUGUCGCUGAUAUCCGGCAGAGGUCGAAACUUGACAGAUCGGAAACUUGA